Molecule: messenger RNA, 2690 nt
Organism: Clarias gariepinus (North African catfish)
Lineage: Eukaryota; Metazoa; Chordata; Actinopteri; Siluriformes; Clariidae
Gene: sack1c
Product: family with sequence similarity 83 member C
Exons: 4
Coding region: 381-2099 (572 amino acids)
Source: RefSeq, a predicted model, not a curated record
AGUGUCUGUUUCGCUGGGGUGUGUUUUUUGAGUGUUCUGUAAUUCGUCGCUUUUUUGCAUGUGUAUUUUGUGUAAAACGAAGAGUUUGCAUUGGCUAGGACACGAGCGUAGGUUUACUUGUUUGCUACCUUUCUGGGUCAUGUGACUAGGAGGCGGGUUCAACAAGGCUCUGACUCGACAGGUAGGAACAAGGUGAGUGAAGAACGUGAAAAAGCGUACUCGUUGAGAAAUUAAAAAAAAAAAAAGACGACCGCUCUUCUUGCCAUGACUGAAAGCAGCUACACUUGACUUACUGCUGACUGAACACUUGUUACCGGGUAUUGUGUUUAAAACAGGACACUGAGGCAGGACGAGCGCGACUUUUCCCGACCACCAGAGCGAUGUUGAACCCUUUGAGCAGCGGGCGCAAAGCGCAGGGAAAGCUUGCGACGCGCCUGGAGGAGGUAAAGAACCCAUGGCGGCCCGUUUCCACGUUAGUUCUGAGCCAUAACGAAGCGGCGCGUCUGGCCACGGACGCCCUUCUCGAGUUCGGAGAGAAGGAAUACCGCCGGGUUUUGACGGAGGAGAAAGAGAUCAGCUUUCUUUCCGCGCAGGAGAUUCGCUACAUUACCGAGCAUCAGGCUAAGACUGAGAAUCCCGAGAACGGCUCUAAUGGACUGGGAGACUUUGGGGAAGGAGACACGGUUUCAGAGCUCACUUCGGGAACUUAUUUCCCCAUGAUGUCAGAUGAAGAGCCGCCCAUGCUGGAGCUCGGCUGGCCCGAAGUGCCCAACCGCCCUGGGCCAAGCGAGACCCAGAUCUACUUCCAAAGAGACAAGUCGCAAAACUUCAAAGACUUGGUUCGAUCGUUAAUCAGUAAAGCAAAAAAGGUCAUUGCCUUGGUCAUGGACAUUUUCACUGAUGUGGACUUAUUCUGUGAUUUGCUUGAAGCCUCCCUCAAGCGCAAGGUUCCUGUGUACAUUCUGAUUGAGGAGAAGAAUCUCAGUUAUUUCACUGACAUGUGCAAUACACUAGACAUCCAGCAGUCACACUUAAAUAAUAUGCGGAUACGAAGUGUAUGUGGAGACACAUAUUGCACCAAAAGUGGGAAGAAAUUUACAGGGCAAGUGCAGGAAAAAUUCAUGAUCAUUGACUGCGAGGAAGUAAUAGCUGGAUCCUACAGUUUUACCUGGCUGUCUGCGCAGGUACACAGCAACAUGAUUUUGCACUUUUCAGGACGCAUUGCUGAAAGCUUUGAUCGGGAAUUCCGUUGCCUCUAUGCAGACUCUCAAAUUAUUGAGCAGUUCCAUAAUCCUGAUGAGGAAGGUCUUCCCUAUUACAGUUACCACACAGGGCCUAACAUGGACUUUUUUCACGACAGAGGAAAUAAAGAAAGGGAGAAGGUUUGCUCAGAAAACUCCAGUAGCCAGUCCAGCAACAGUGUCUCCAGCAUUAAAGCAGCUCCAAACCAAACUCCUCAGGUCUACAAGGUCACCCAGGACAAGAAGGACGCUGGCACAAUCAAGAGUUCAGAGAAGCAGGGUGUUCCAAAUCCAGGAAUUCAUAUGCCUCAUGGAAGUUACAUGGGCAGAGGAUCCCACAAUGAUUCCCUACAGAAUCCAGCAUUGGAAUGUUCAACGUCUGGAGUGGAAUGGGUCAAAGCAGGAGGCUUCCAAACUAGUCUUUCAGGACCAACAUCCAGAUUUCAAGCCCUGGAUCUCCAUGAUCAAAAGAACUUUCACACUUCUGCCACAGCACAACCAAAUCCUCUAAUGGAGAGCAAAACACCCAAAGUACGCAGUCCUACCAAUCCUUUUUUUAACAAAUUCAGUGACCUAUUCUCAACAGUCAAAGAAAAGGACCCCUAUGUGUUAUAUAAACCCACUCCAUAUAGUACAGCUUUUGGGGGUCCAGAUCUCUCACAAAAUGAGCCUGAAAGUAGUCAAAGUCCUCCUCCACCUGGACCUUUGCCCAAGGAACGAAUAGGCCAUGAUGUCAAAAUUACCCGUGGGGAUGGGAAACGCAUGACGUUAGGACAUAGCAAAUUGGACCUGGUCAACCAGUACAACAAGAUGAAAUCAAAGCAGAUCUAUAGCCGAUUUGAACUGAAAAACAAUUGACAUUAAUAUGGUGUCAUUUAGUUAAUAUAGGUUUUAUUAUGAUACCUUUUGGGCAAAAAAAAAAAUUUCUAGUGUAUUGUGUGCUUUUUGUACACCCCAGAAGGGAAAAAAAGCUCUUUGUUGGUAGCCUGUAAACUUUAACAGUUUUCUUAUUAUCAAGUUUACGAUUUACACUUAAUGCUGUAUAAUUAAGUGCCCUGUACAGUAUAUAUAUACAAGAGACUGGUGUAUGGCAUUACUUAAGUGGUAGGUUUUUUGACAUUCAGGUGCUGUUUUAUUAAUACUUUCUGUAAUUCUUGUGACAAGCACAGAUGAUGGUAGAAAAAUAUAAAAAGUAUUAGCUUUUUAACUAAUCUCUUAAAGAAAGGUAUUUAAGUCAAGCAGUACUUUCUUUUACUUGGGAGAUUUAAUUCCCAAUUUUUAGUCUUCCAGAUGUUUAUAUGUGUUUACAGUAUAUUAGCCAUCCUGAAGCUUGUCCUGCAUCUGUAUGUUUUUGUUCACCAUGCUUCUGCCACUUAAUUGUAUAUUUAAGAAACUCCAUGAAUGAAAACGUGUUUCAUAUGGUUUCUAUUAAAGCGGAUGGUAAAUUAA